CACUCACACACCACCAGCUGUCUACUCAUUAAUAAUUCCCAUUUCUACAGCCUCAUUUUCAUUCCCCCAUCAUACUGGUAAAGUGGUAUUGAUCCCACACAUCAUUUAUGGCUUCCACAAGGCUUUUCAUGAAUUUGUUCAUGAUUUUCUUGAUUCUCCAGCUCCCAGAGUCUCUCUCACAGCAGGGACUUCCCACAUCCACUAUCUCAGCAGCACCAUCAAUGCUCCCAUUUCUUCCUCUGUCAUCUUCACCUCCUACCUCAUCUCCAGAUAUAUCACCACUUUUUCCCUCCAUUGCUCCUACAGAAUCUUCUUCACAGCCCACAAUCCCUUCAAGCCCCAGCCCUCCCCUAGCAGAUGAUGAUGCAGCAGCAGGUCCAGUCCCUCUUCCAAUGGCCCUUUCUCCAGACCCAGCAGUUUCCUCCUCUCUUGCUCUUCAUGCACCAGUCAUUGUUCUGUGUGUGACACUAUAUUGGAUAUUCCAUAACUCUGUCUGGUCUGGUGUGUAUAUAUAUAGAAGUUCAAACAUUAUGUGAGAAGCUUCAGUUUUUUUCCAUCAUUGUUUUUCAGUGCAUUGUUCUUUUAUUAGUUAUAUCUCUCUCUGUUUUUAUUUGCCUUUUUCAGUUUUUUCAUAUGCUUCAGUAAUAUCUAUUCUGCACACUUUGUCAUUGCUUCAAGGGGUUUGUAUUUCACAUUUUAUUCAUUCCGUAUGGCUUUUAGUGAUGAAAUCUCAUUUAUUUCUCAUGCACUCAA
Molecule: messenger RNA, 753 nt
Organism: Cuscuta europaea
Lineage: Eukaryota; Viridiplantae; Streptophyta; Magnoliopsida; Solanales; Convolvulaceae
Source: the annotation of a GenBank genome assembly